AUGGAUCAACCUAUGGUAAGUCCGAGAAAUGUCACUGAGGGACAUGAGGUGUCUAAUUUGAUAACGUUUCGGUAUUCAACAGAUUAAUAUUGUACAAUAUAUGUGAUUAAAAUUUCAGUAUUGAAUACGUAAAGAAAUGAAGGGAUUAAUAGAGUGAAAUAAAAAAUUUUAGAUUUAGAUGAUAGGGCUAUACUGGAUGCAGGGUAAAAUAAUGAGGAAGAGGAACCAUCAAUAAGUUCAUCAGAAUCUGAGCAAAGUGUCAGCAAAAAAGGAUCUGAGACAAUGAAAUUAGGAUCAUAAAGUAAGGUUGAACAUGCUGAAAGAUAGUAUAAAACUGAAGAUUUGUCCCCUGUUGAUGGAGGUUGGACGAAUAUCAUAUGGAAGAGGGGUUCGUUGAGAAUUAUGACAUAUGUGGUCAGAUUCGUGAUUUCUAUUCUAAUUAAUUCAGAAAAAUCUAAGUUUUCAUUCAUGAAUCGAAAGUAAUUCAAUGCCAUAAAUGACGUAACAGGGGUUUAUCAAUUUUAUGAGGAGAAUAAACUAAUUAGGUAGAGGAUUAAAAAGAAAUUUAAAUCCUAUAUUUAAAACAAUAUCUGUUAUAAAGUUAUAAGGAAUGGAUUGGAGACCUUCGUUAAUAAAUGUCUGUUUGUAAUAGACCCCUCAAGCACCAUUAAGAUAUUAUGGGAUUUCUUUAUGUUGUUUGUGUUAUCGUGGUAGAUGGUCUUUGUUCCACUGAAGAUUUGUUUUUUCAUUCAUAUAGAAGAUCCUAUUUUGAACUUCAUCUUAAAUUAUUUGCCAGUCUACGUAUAUUUAAUGGAGAUUGUCUUAACAUUUCUGACAGGCUAUUAUGAGCAUGGAGUGUUGAUAAUGGAUUAGAAAUAGGUAGCCAAACAUUACUUCAAGAAAUCAUUUUUUUAUGAUCUAUUAAAUGUAUUGCCAUUAUUGGUGAGUGCAUAUUAUGUGCAAUCGAAUUGGUUAGAGUUUUCAGUCUUGGUUAAGAUAAAGACAUUGAAAUUUUUAUCAGAUUAAUUAGAGGAAGUAUUUGGAUUGAGAACUAAUUAUUAAACAUUGAUAGAUGUCUUGAGAUUGAUGAUCCAAUUUAUAUUUUUGUCUCAUCUUUUUGGUUGUUUUUGGCAUUAUUUGGGAAUCCUUUAAGGAGAUUACGGAAUAACCAAUACAUGGAUAAAUGCGUUAGAGUUGUAAAAUGACAGUUGGCAGAUUAGAUACAUAAACUCAAUAUAUUGGAGUUCAAUAACAACAUUGACAAUUGGAUAUGGUGACAUUACACCUUAGAGUAGUGUUGAGAAGAUCUUCACAGUUGGAGUGGCUGUUUUCAGUAGUGUCGUAUUUGCAUACACGAUCUCAAGUAUAGGGUUGAUCUUCAGUCAAUUGAAUGAAAAUAAGAAGAAUCAAAGAUAUAAAAUGAAUUUGAUUUAGUAAUUCAUAGGUUAAAGAGGAGUUAAUAAAUAAUUGCAGAACAAAGUCAAGAAAUUCUAUGAGUAUUUUAUCCAAAUAGAUCAUUCCUAAGACAGCGAAUGUGAAUUGUUACUUGACUCAUUGGAACCCUCUUUAAAGAAUGAAUUGAAAAUAGACCUAUACAAAAAAUAUAUCAUGAAAUCCAAACUGUUUAAAUCCACUUUCUCACCAGAUUUCUUAGAUUCCCUUUGCUAACUAGUUUAGGAGAGACAAUAUACACCAGACGAAUAGAUAUGUGCAACUGAUACUGAAGUUGAAGAGUUGUAUUUUGUGUUGAAGGGUGAAAUAUCUUUGUAAAUUCAAUUGAAUAAUUGUAUUAAACAAUAACAUUCAUUAUGUAGAAUCUGUCUCUUAAAAAAAAAUCAUAUUUUAGGAGAACGAUUCUUCAUCACUGGCGAUAGAUAUCCAUAUUCAGGUAAGGCUAUUUCAACUGUACGAGUUGCCUUUAUUAAGAAAACAUAAUUUGUCAACCUAUUGAAAUAGAAUCCCCAAGAAUAUGAAAAGUUUUUGGAAGCCAAAAGCAAGGUUAUAUUAAAGGAGAGAGUAAAAGUCCAAGGAUGCGAACUAUGCUAUUAAAACCACUAAGUUUUACAGUGUCCUUUUGUGUUUUAUUACCCUAAUGUUAGAGUCAUUGUCAAAAGGUAAGAAAACAUUACAUAAAAGCGACAAUUUAAAUAAAGAUCAUAUAAAUCACUCCAAGAUAGAGGAGGCAUUUAAUAUUAAUUGAUCUCCUAUGCAUUGGAUACAAAUUUAAUGCAAGAAGAAUCUCUUGACGAAUCAUUAAUUAAAAAUAUGGGCUUGCAAUUCAUAGAGCCAACAAAAAAAUAGUUAAACAAACUACAUAGUGAUAUUUCUGCUGACCCACAAUUACAAGAUUAGCCACAUCCCUUUCAAAAUCUAACACCCUUGCGUCCUAGUUGUGAAUAAUUUAGUGAAGGCAGUGAGGGAGGAACCAGCAAAACAAACAAAACUUCAAAUAAUGGAUUACAAAAACUAAUAACUCUUAGAUAAAUUUCAUAAUAAAGUCAGAAUCAAUAGAUCUAACCAAAAAAAAUAGACAAAUAUAAAUAGAUGAGUUUUAAAGUUAAAAAGAAUGAAUUUCGUCCUCCUGAAAUUGUGGAAUUAUAAAAGAUUGAAGAAAUACAGUCUUUCGAAUCUCCAUAGUGUUCAGCUUAAAAAUCAAAUCAAUAAAAUAUAUUCUUUAAUUUAAAUGAUAAUUAUAUUACUAAAGAACUAGAAAUCAAAAGAAUCUUGUGGGAGGAAUAUGUACACUCUCAAAUCAUUGAAGAUAAAGAAAGGUUUGAUUAAUAAAAGGAUUAUCAAUUUUUUUAUCCUAAUUUUAACUUAGAGAAAGUGUUAGAUUUAAUUAAUAUCAAGGUUAAUGAAAGAAAAAAGAAAACCUAAAAAUCAAGACUGACAACAUUAGGCAAGAAUCGAUUGGGUUAGUUACAAAACAUAUCUGUUAGACCUAGAAAAAGUAUGAUUACUAUUGAAUAAGCAUUUUCAUAAGAAGAUGAAAGAUAAAAAAGUCUUAAAUUAUGA
Paramecium tetraurelia is the source of this 3015-nucleotide messenger RNA. RefSeq lists its product as uncharacterized. Gene Ontology annotation, cellular component: membrane. Gene Ontology annotation, molecular function: voltage-gated potassium channel activity. NCBI's taxonomy places the organism in Eukaryota, Ciliophora, Oligohymenophorea, Peniculida, Parameciidae. The record is from RefSeq and is a predicted model, not a curated record. Gene Ontology annotation, biological process: regulation of membrane potential; potassium ion transmembrane transport. The transcript has 6 exons.